AUGGAAGGCGGGUCUGAAAAUCCCGAAGGCACAGGCGAGCAGGACCCCUAUUUUCAAAGCCUAGACUCGUUCUCGAAAGCAGCUGAUUUCCCGGAAAUAGUACCCGGCGGUCUUUCCGGCGGUAUCCAGGGCACUGAGUUACCAACAGAUGACGUGUUCGGCACUCCCACACUUCCUGACGACGUGCUAGGAGGUGGCGCCACGUGGACCAAUCCUCCACUAGUUACAGCCAAUGGCGACGCUGUGGGUGAUAUUAAUGCUUCGACUAAAGGUACUGACGGUGAUGCCGCUACCGCUGCUAAUCGUUCUGACCAAGGUAACCCCUGGGACAUAUCCGAUGGUGACGCUGACGCUGAUGCUGCUGACGCUGACGUGACUGACGCGGCUGGCGAUUCCGUUCCUGCAACCACUCCCGCUGAUCUCCAUAUGACAGCUGAAUCGCCGAUUAACACUGUACGAGCUUCUGACCAGCGGGUUUUACAUGAUGAUACUAUAACGGGGAUGGCGACAGCCGCUGAGAACAAACUCCCUGUAGCUGGACUUACGAAUAAUGGAGAAGCCGAAGAGGAGGAAGAAGCAGGCGGCGCUUCACAGCGGGCCAGCGGAACGGCACGAGAAGAAGCAGCACAGUCGGCUCCCGACACGGCACGGGAAGAGGCACGGCCAGCUCAAGGCACGGCACGGGAAGAGGCAGAACCGGAAAUGGUGGUGGAGGGGAGUGGGGGAGAGGCUGGAACGACACCAGGCGAGGCGCAAAGGCAGGGAGAAGGCGCCGGGAGGGUUGGCGCAGAAACGGGGACAUCUGUCAAAGAUGAGGAGAGUGGCGGAGAGGCGCGACAGAAAAUGACGGCAGAAGCAGCGACCGAGGCGGAUCGGCCUUCCCCAGAGGGUCAGGGCUCCGCACAGGCAGGCGGGGGUUCGGUCGGGAAUGGAGUUGCUGCCGCCGCUGGUGAUGGUAAAGGUGGCGGUAAUCGAAACGCCAACCUUCCGAGCACGCCGCUUCCCACUCCGCCUGAAGCCCGCUUGCCCUCAGCCGCUCGCCUCUCGCCCGGGUCUCCUGCUGGAGCCGACGCUGAUGCUGCUGCUUCUGCUGCUGCUGCUGCUGCUGCUGCUGCUGCUGCUGCUGCUGCUGCUGCUGCUGCUGCUGCUACGCCUAUGGCCUUUGAUGCUCCAACGUUUGAUGAUUUAGACUUCGAAACACCUGCGACGGGCGUCAGCACACCUUCGACAACCGUCAGCACCCCUGCUACAGCCGUCAGCACCCCUGCUACAGCCGUCAGCACCCCUGCUACAGCCGUCAGCACCCCUGCUACAGCCGUCAGCACCCCUGCUACAGCCCCUGCUACAGCCGUCAGCACUCCUGCUACAGCCGUCAGCACUCCUGCUACAGCCGUCAGCACUCCUGCUACAGCCGUCAGCACUCCUGCUACAGCCGUCAGCACUCCUGCUGACACCCCGAACGCAACAGCCACCGCCACUCCUGCUGCCACCCCCUCAGCCACUUCUGCUGCCACUCCUUCCGGCACUCCUGCUGCCACCCCCUCCGCCACUCCUGCACCUGCAGCGGACGGCGUCACCACUCCCUUAGCCUCGCCGCUUCCUGCUGCUCCCUCUUCCACCCCUCCUGCUCCCACUCGCUCCGCCACUCGCGCAGCCACUCCCGCCGCCACUCCUGCUGCCACCCCCGCCGCCACUCCUGCUGCCACUCCCGCCGCCACUCCUGCUGCCACUCCCGCCGCCACUCCUGCUGCCACUCCCUCCCCCACUCCUGCUGCCACCCCCGCCGCCACUUCUGCAAUCCUGUUCGCCACUCCUGCUCCUGCAGCGGACGGCGUCACUACUCCCUUAGCCUCGCCACUUCCUUCGGCUGCCACUCCCACCCCUCCUUCCGCUGCCACUCCCACCUCUCCUUUCGCUGCCACUCCCACCCCUCCUUCCGCUGCCACUCCCACCUCUCCUUCCGCUGCCUCUCCCGCCACUCCUGCAAUCCUCUUCGCCACUCCUGCAAUCUUCCUCGCCACUCCUGCACCUCCAGCGGACGGCGUCACUACUCCCUUGGCCUUGCCGCUUCCUGCCGCUGCCACUCCCACCCCUCCUACGGCUCCCACUCCCACCCGUCCUGCCGCUGCCACUCUCACCCCUCCUGCUGUUCCCGCUCGCACUCCUCCUGCUGCUCCCGCUCCCACCCCUCCUGCUGCUCCCACUCCCAACCCUCCUGCCGCUCCCACUCGCACCCCUUCUCCUGCUCCCAUCCCUCUCCCUCCCGCUGCUGCGCCGUACCUGGGCAAACUGGUUCGGAAGAGGUUCGGCGACGUGGUGUUUCUGGGUCGGGUGUUUGAGUACGACCGGGAAGAGGGGUGGUACAAGGUUCGGUACGAGGAUGGGGAUUUGGAGGAUUUGGAGGAGGGAGAGGUGGUGGCGCUGCUGCUGGGGCAAGAGGAGGAGAAGGCUGCUGCUGCGGAAGUUGAUGCCUGGCCGCAGCAAAAGCGCCAGGCGUUCUUCAGCGAGGCAGAGGAGCCGGUGUUCGUUGAAGGCAUGGCAGGGAUGGAAGAGGGAGAGGGGGCCGCAGGAGGGGGAGAGGGGGCAGCGGGAGGGGGAGAGGGCACCGCGGAACGGGGAGAUGGAGUGGAAGGAGGGGCGGAGGUGGCGCGUGAGGGCAAGACGGAAGGGCAGGAGCCGGCAGGGAAGGCGGAGCAGCCGUUGGCAGCGGGCGGUGCUGGCACGGCUGCAGCAGAGGAAGGAGACGGGGCUGAGAGUGUAGGUGCAGGGGGGGAUGGUGCUUUGCCUGGCACUCCCACCACACCUGGUGGGUCCCCUGCUAAGAGCCCCGCGAGAACCCCUCCCAAGGGUGCUGCCAGUACGCCUCGUACUAGGGCUGCCAUAAGCGCCGCUAGGAGCCCUACUAAGACUCCUCCUGCCAACAGCACUGCCAGAACCCCGCGCAAGAGUUCUGCCUCGAGACUUGCUAAGUCCCCUGGUAAGAGCCCUGCCAAGACCCCUAUGAAGAGCCCUGCUAAGAGCCCUGCUUAUAGCCCUGCUAAGAGCCCUGCUUAUAGCCCUGCUAAGACCCCUCCUAAAAGCGCUGCUAAAAUCCCUGCGAAAACCCCUCUUGGGAGCGCUGCUAAGAUCCCUGAAACGAGCCCUGCCAAGAGCCCACGGCUCAGUUCUGGUAAGGCGACGCCCAGCAAGAGACAGGCUGAGGCAGCAGCAGAGGGCGGCAGUGCUGCUAAGAGACGGUCUCUUGGGAGACAGUCCGUGGGUAGUAGCAGUGUGGGGCGCAGCACUGCUAAGGCGGAUGCUGCCAAGGCUGCUAUCGGAGGUGCUUGGGAUGCCAUGAUAGGGACGGGCAGGCGGGCGGCAGGAGCAGGGAAGAGAGCAGGGGCGGUGAAAUGGGUGACUCCUGUCAGGCGGGGCGAAAAGAGGGGCGGCAGGGGGUGUCGGGGUUAUGGGGCGGGCGGCAGGGGGAGUGGCGCGGGCGGCAACAGGAGUGGGAAAGAGGAAGAGCAAGAGUUUUUCAAGGCGUGUACCCCCCUUUCCCGAGGCAGGGCGCCCCUCGUCGACCGGUCCUCCCGCCACGCGCUGACAGCAGCAGCAAAGCCCAGAACCCCCCUUUCUAGAAGCAGGGUCCACCCGUCUUCCCGCCACGCGCUCACAGCAGCGGCAAAGCCCCGAGUGCUCACCAGGCGGCUGUCAGUGGAAGCCAGGCGCCUCUCAGCUGCCGCCACUCCGCCUCCCCGUCCCACUCCUACUGCUCCUUCCCCUCCACCUGCUCUCGCCUCUCCUGUUGCCUCCACUCCCCUAACGCGUCGUUCACGAGUGAGUGAUAGGCUGUCAGUGGAAGCCAGGCGCCUCGCAGCUGCCCCCACUCCUCCUCUCGCCUCUCCUGCUGCGUCCACUCCCCUAGCACGUCGUUCACGAGUGAGUGAUAGGCUGUCAGUCACUCCCACGCACGCGGCACCUGAGGUGCCUCAAAAGUCGUCAGUCACUCCCAGGCGCUCCAGUGCAGGGGCAGGAGGGAGAGGCGCUGCUGUAGUGGUAGCAGCGGCAGAAUUGCCUGCUGAGUCACCUGCUACGACCCCUGCCAAAUCACCUGCCGCGACCCCUGCUAAAUCACCUGCCAAUUCCUCUCCAAGUUCACCUGCCAAGUCCCCUGCCAAUUCACCUGCCUAUUCACCAGCCAAAUCCCUUGCCAAGUCACCUUACGGAAGAGCAAGCAGGAGGGGAAGGAAGGCAGCAGCUACUGCACCAGCUGUAGCAGCAGCAGCUAGCAGAGCGACAAGGGCGAGCAGACGGGCAGUAGAAACAGCAACGGCAGAAGAACAAGUGGCUGUAAUAGAAGUAGAAGAGGAGGAGGAGGAGGAAGAGGAGGAGGCAGUGGUGGUGGUGAGUGAGGUGCAACCAGUGCGAGGAAGGAGGGCCGUGCAGGGAGUGGCAGGGGAGGGAGAUGUGCAAGAAGGGCCAGUGGAAAGGGAGGGAGGGGGUUCUGUUGGGCGCAGGAGGGGAGGAAGGGGAGGGAGAGGAGGAAGAGGAGGAAGAGGAGGAAGGGGUAGAAAGUCUUUAGAGGGAGUGGCAGAGGUGGGAGAUGUGCAAGAAAGGGAAGUGGAACUGGAAGUGAGAGUGGGAGUGGAAGCAGUGGGGUCUCCUGCGUCUAUGGGUGGGAGGGGCGGAAGAGGACGGAGAGGGCGCGGGGGGAGAGCGGCUGGGAGGGCACGAGGUGCAACGGAAAUAGCAGCAGCAACUGCUGUGGAAGCAGCAGCACAGGUAGAAGAGGAGGAAGAUGUAGAACUGGUGGAAGAGGAUGCAGCAGUUGAGGCAGGGGAAGAUGUGGAGGGGGGGGAAACGGUGGGGGAAGUGGAAGCUAGAGUUUCUGGUGGUCAGAGGGGUGCAAGGGGAGGACGAGGGAGGAGAGGGCGAGGAGGGAGAGGGGCAGGGAUGAGGGCACGAGGAGCAAAGAAAGCAACUGAGCCAGCUGCAGCAGCAUCUGUGGCGGACGAGGAGGAAGAGGAGGAAGAGGUGCAAGUGCUGGGAGAGGAGGGAGAGGAGGGAGAGGAGGGAGCAGUUGGAAGAGCUGUGGAGGGGGGUCAAGAGGUGGGUAACAUGGAAGCUGGGGUUUCUGGUGGGCGUGGGCGUGGAAGGGGAGGACGAGGAAGGAGAGGGCGAGGGGGGAGAGGGGCAGGGGUUAGGGCUCGAGGAGCAAAGAAAACAAGUGAGCCAUCAGCAGCAGCAACUGUGGCAGCAGAAGAGACUGCUUUGGAGGAGGAGGAAGAGGAGGGAGAAGUGCAAGUGGUGGGGGAUGAGCGAGCAGUUGAGGCAGGGAAAGAAGGGGAGGGGGUUCAGGAGCUGGGGGAAGUGGAAGCUGGAGUGUCUGGUGGGCGCGGGGGUGGAAGGGGCGGACGAGGAAGGGGAGGACGAGGAAGAGGAGGACGAGGAGGGAGAGGGGCAGGUACCAGGGCACGAGGAGCAAAGAAAACAACAGAGCCAGCAGCAGCAGCAGCUGCGGCAGCAGAAGUGAUGUCGGAAGAGGAAGAGGAGGAGGAGGUGCAAGUGGUGGGAGAGGUGGAAGCGGAUGAGGUAGGGAAAGGUGGGGAGGGGGUUGAAGAGGUGGGUGAAGUGGUCGCAGGGGUUUCUGGUGGGCGUGGGGGUGGAAGGGUAGGAAGAGGAAGGAGAGGGCGAGGGGGAAGAGGGGCAGGGACUAGAGCAGCUCGAGGGGCAGCAGCAGCAGCUGAGCCAGCAGCAGCGGCAGUUGAGGAGGUGGUUGAAGUGGCUAGCACCAGGAGCACUCGAGGCAGCGCGGUGGGGCGGGCAAGGAGAGGCACUGCUGAACCUGCAGGAAAGGAAACUGGUGCUCGAAGGGGAGGAGCAGGAAAGGCGGGUGCAGAAAAGGCAGAUGCGGGGAGGAUGGAUAUGCCUGAGGCGGAUGUGGGUGCAAGCAGUGGGAGAGGAGCGCGGCAGACAAGGCGGCGGGGUGCUGCAGCACCCACGUUUGCGUCACUGAAUGCUGUCACUGCACGUGCCGCAGGAUCAGCAGCAGCAGCAGCUGAUGAGAAGCAAAAGGAGGCGGAGGAUGAAGAGGAUGGAGUGGUUGAGCUGGUUGUGACUCCUGCCCGCGCUCCUGCUGCUGGUGGUGGUGCCGGAAGGGGAAGGGGCGGUCUUGUGAGUGCGCUGAGAGGCGGGAGGCAGGGAGAGGCGGGAGAUCGACACGUGGGGUUUGUGGUGGGUACCCCGGGGGGUGGGCUGAGGCAGACACCUGGAAGGAGCGCGGGACGAAGGAAGAGUGAUGUGAUUGCGGCACGGGGAGGAGGGAUGCUGUCUCCAGGCAGGGGUGGGGGAGGAAGGCGGAAGAUUGAUGUGGUAGCGGCCCGGGGAGGGGGAAGGGGGAGAGGGGUGCGGUUGAGAGGGCGUGGGCGGGGUCGUGGAGGAAAGGGGAAAACAGCAGUGGAGGUGGAGGAGGAGGGGGAGGAAGAAGAGGAGGAAGGGGAGGAGGAUGAGGGGGUGGAGGAGGUGAGGGUGCUGGGAGAGAUGGUUGACCUUGCAUCAGAGGACGAGGAGGACGAGGAGGAGGAAGAGGACGAGGAGGAGGAAGAGGACGAGGAGGAGGAAGAGGACGAGGAGGAGGAAGAGGACGACGAGGAGAAGGUGGCUUUUGCUGGGGCCAAAUCAGGGAGUGAGCAGUUUGGCUUUCGGGUGGGGGGAGGAGUGAGCGGUCAAUAG
Messenger RNA from Closterium sp. Naga37s-1, 6711 nucleotides. The record is from the annotation of a GenBank genome assembly. NCBI's taxonomy places the organism in Eukaryota, Viridiplantae, Streptophyta, Zygnematophyceae, Desmidiales, Closteriaceae.